Molecule: messenger RNA, 1746 nt
Organism: Colletotrichum orchidophilum
Lineage: Eukaryota; Fungi; Ascomycota; Sordariomycetes; Glomerellales; Glomerellaceae
Exons: 3
Coding region: 1-1746 (581 amino acids)
Source: RefSeq, a predicted model, not a curated record
AUGCAUCCGGCUCCGAGUCUGUUGGAGGCGCCUCCGAAGAACGGCAGCGAGGAGUCUGGCAACAGGCCCCAAACUGGCUCACCUUCAAUGUCGCAUCAUGAGCUGCCUCAGUCGCAACAGUCUCCGCUCCAACAACAGCAGUCUUUGCCACCGCAGCAUCAGCAGCAGCAGCAGACGACUCCUCAGCACCAGUCACAGCAACCUCCCCCCACCCCCGGUCAAUCGGCUUCUCCUCCGCUGAGGAAGGACACCAACUCGUCCAUCUCAACUCAGGCCACGGCGGCCUCCGCUGCCACCAAUAUGUCCGUGGACACAAGCAACACAUCGUACAGUGCCGACACCUCUCCUAACUUAACAUCCAUAUUCCAUGUAAAGGAUGGCUCCGACGUCUCUAACCGGGUCCGCGCGAGCAGGAGGCGAACCGGUCCUUUGUCCCAGCAACAGAGAGAGAAAGCCGCACUCAUCAGAAAGCUGGGUGCCUGCAACGAUUGUCGCCGAAGGAGAGUUGCAUGCCAUCCAAGCCAUCACAACAUGACCUGGGAGGAUGCUGUCAGGAAAUAUCACAGGUCUCACAGUCCCAGCAUCCAGGAUAUUGCCCCGUCCAUGGCUGGUCAGCGACCACUCAGCCCAGCGCCGGCCAUGACUAGCAACAACGUGAAGUCAAUGUUCACACAGGACCCCGAGGAGAUGGAAAUAGACUCCCCGACGCCUCCUGGUGGUCACCGACUGAGCGAAUCCCGGAUUCGCACGCCACUUCCGACCGGCCCUAGGCUCGACAAGCCCCCGGUCUUGCCUGGCAUAGAAAGUCUUAAAUCUGACUUACAGACCAACGUCUCGAGACUUCUGUCUACCCCCAGUCGAAGCCGCUACUCUAGUGCACAGGCCUUAUUACUGUAUUGGCAGGAUGAUCCUGAUUUUAGUGUUGGAAGUUCCGUCAAAGAGUUGGGUGAAGUCUUUGACCAGUAUUACCGGUAUACGUUCUCAAUUACUACCAUUCCGUCUGCGUCAGAGGUCUGCAAAAGCCCGUGGAGAUGGCUUUCGCGCAAGAUCACCGAUUUUGUCGAGGAUCGUGAUCAACGGGACGUCCUGAAGAUAGUCUAUUACAACGGCCAUUCUUACCUUGAUGGCAACCGGGAGAUGGUCCUUGCCAGCUCCAAAGACAAAGACAAGGCCGAAACAAUCAGGUGGAGUGGUAUUCAACAAGUGCUUGAGGAGGCCUGUUCAGACACCUUGAUUGUAAUGGAUGCCGCAUUCUUUCCAUCUUCCAAGAUGCACCGCCAACAAGGUGUCUUGGAAUUAGUGGCCGCUGCUGUAUCCGAGGAGCAUUUCGAUGCUCUGGACCGCUGCACGUUUACCAAAGUUCUCACCGAGCACCUCAAGACGCGCGCCUCCCAACGAUUUACGAGCCCCUUCUCCGCUGCAGAGCUUCACUCAAAGCUGCUGUCCAACUAUCCUUCUCUUGUUCAGGAUAGGAAUCCUGAAAAGGAAACAAUUACGAGCUUUCCGUCUCCACUCCACAUGCAAAUGUCCGGAAAUGCUCGACUACCCUCGAUUCUUCUCGCACCCCUCAACAUCGGUCCCUUGAGGACGAGCCUUCCGUUUAGCACAGAGGGUCAACAAUUGGUUCUGUCAUUCCGGAUAGGAGACGAACCGAUCGAUAUUGACAACUGGACCGAGUGGCUGAGAAUGAUGCCCGAGGGGGUCAAGGACGUGAGGGUCGACGGCCCUUUUCGACCAUCAAGAUAG